Messenger RNA from Microdochium trichocladiopsis, 981 nucleotides. Its product is annotated as putative short-chain dehydrogenase/reductase family protein. NCBI's taxonomy places the organism in Eukaryota, Fungi, Ascomycota, Sordariomycetes, Xylariales, Microdochiaceae. Bases 1 to 981 code for a protein of 326 amino acids. The record is from RefSeq and is a predicted model, not a curated record. The transcript has 2 exons.
AUGGAUAUUCCCAGUGCUGUUUUCUGGGUCGCAGUGCGCCAGUUUCACCGGCUGCCCCUACCGACCACCGACUGCACCGGCAAGACCGUCAUUGUGACCGGCGGCAAUGUCGGCCUCGGUCUCGAAACUGCUCGCCACUUUGUUCGCCUCAAUGCGGCCCGUGUGAUCAUCGCCUGCCGCAACCUGGAAAAGGGCGAGACCGCCAAAGCAGACAUCGAGUCCACAACCGGUAGGACCGGUGUCGUCGAGGUUUGGAGCGUGGACCUCGCGUCGUUUGACAGCGUCAAGGAGUUCUGCGCCCGUGCCGCCGAGCUCGACCGCCUCGACAUUGUUAUUGAGAAUGCCGGCGUAGCUCCUGCCAAGCCACAGCUUGCCGAGGGAUAUGAGAGCCAGAUCACCGUCAACGUCAUCUCGACCGCUCUCAUGGCGCUCAAGCUCCUGACUAUCCUGCGCCAAACGUCCACAAAGUACAAUGUGGAACCUCAUCUGGUCAUUGUCUCGUCUGACGCACACCGCUUCGUCACUUGGCCGGUCAUGCGCCAAUCGGACAACUUCUUCGAGGCGCUCCGCACCGACAAGAUGUUCCACGAGCGCUACAACAUCAGCAAGCUGCUCGAGGUGUUGUUUGUGCGGGAGCUGGCACAAGCAAUGGAUCGCACGGGCAAGCCCAAGGUCGUGGUGAACACGGCACACCCAGGCCUAUGCUCAUCGCAACUCUUUCGAGAUUUGCCAGCACCUUUCUCAUGGAUACUGGCAGGCAUCAUGCUGGUAUUUGCGCGCACUUGCGAGUAUGGCGCACGGAACUUUGUAUAUGCUGGUCUCCUGCCUGAAACUCACGGUACCUAUAUCUCCGAAUGCAAGCCCAUGGAGGUGAGCCCUCGUAUCACGAACGAGCUGGGCGACAAGACGCAGAAGCAGGUCUACAAGGAACUCUUGGACGUACUUGAGAGGAUUGAACCCGGCGUUACCGGAAACAUCUGA